AUGGCGCGCCGUCCCGCUCGUUGCUACCGCUACUGCAAGAACAAGCCGUUCCCCAAGUCUCGCUUCAACCGUGGUGUUCCCGACCCCAAGAUUCGCAUCUUCGAUCUCGGUCGCAAGCGUGCCAACGUCGAUGACUUCCCUCUCUGCAUCCACCUCGUCUCGAACGAGUACGAGCAGCUGAGCUCCGAAGCCCUCGAGGCCGCCCGUAUCUGCGCCAACAAGUACCUCGUCAAGCACUCCGGCAAGGAAGGUUUCCAUCUCCGCGUCCGCGCCCACCCGUUCCACGUCGUCCGUAUCAACAAGAUGUUGUCCUGCGCCGGUGCCGAUAGACUGCAGACCGGUAUGCGUGGUGCCUGGGGUAAGCCCAACGGCACCGUCGCCCGUGUCAACAUUGGCCAAAUCAUCAUGAGCGUCCGCACCCGUGAUUCCAACCGUCACCUCGCCCUCGAGGCUCUCCGACGAUCGCAGUACAAGUUCCCCGGUCGCCAAAAGAUCAUCAUCUCCAAGAACUGGGGAUUCACCCCUCUUCGCCGCGACGACUACCUCGAGCGCAAGGCUGCCGGCCGCGUCAAGGUCGACGGCGCUUACGUUCAGUUCCUCAGCAACCACGGCCGUCUGGCGGACAACAUGCGCCGCUUCCCCGACGCCUUCCAGUCGGAGGCUUGA
Messenger RNA from Drechmeria coniospora, 666 nucleotides. Its product is annotated as 60S ribosomal protein L10-A-like protein. Gene Ontology annotation, cellular component: ribosome; cytosolic large ribosomal subunit. The transcript has 3 exons. Lineage: Eukaryota; Fungi; Ascomycota; Sordariomycetes; Hypocreales; Ophiocordycipitaceae. The record is from RefSeq and is a predicted model, not a curated record. Gene Ontology annotation, molecular function: structural constituent of ribosome. Bases 1 to 666 code for a protein of 221 amino acids. Gene Ontology annotation, biological process: ribosomal large subunit assembly; translation.